Molecule: messenger RNA, 3197 nt
Organism: Dunckerocampus dactyliophorus (ringed pipefish)
Lineage: Eukaryota; Metazoa; Chordata; Actinopteri; Syngnathiformes; Syngnathidae
Product: juxtaposed with another zinc finger protein 1
Exons: 5
Coding region: 134-865 (243 amino acids)
Cellular component (GO): nucleus
Source: RefSeq, a predicted model, not a curated record
UGUCCUGUCUGCCUUCCCCGGUGUCUGCUCCACACUGCCCCGCUCCCUCCCCCGGACCCGAAGCCUCCUGCCUGCCUGCCUGCCGUGCCUGCCUCCCUCGUUCCCGCAACCACCACCCGGUGAAUGCGCCAACAUGACGGGCAUCGCCGCCGCUUCCUUCUUCUCCAAUUCCUGCAGGUUCGGAGGCUGCGGACUCCAGUUCGAGUCUCUCGCCGAGCUCAUCGUCCACAUCGAGGACAAUCACAUCGACACGGAUCCCCGGGUCCUGGAGAAGCAGGAGCAACAGCAGCCCACCUACUUGGCCCUAAGCUACAUCAACAGGUUCAUGACGGACGCUGCGCGCCGUGAGCAGGAGACCAUGAAGAAGAAGGCGACACCCAAACUGUCGCUGUCCAUCACGGGCGCCGUGUCGAGGAACAGCACGGCCACACCCCCUCGCCACACCAGCGGCAACCUGACGCCACCCGUGACGCCCCCCAUCACCCCUUCAUCCUCCUUCCGCAGCAGCACACCGACAGGCAGCGAGUAUGACGAGGAGGAGGUAGACUACGAGGAGUCGGACAGCGACGAGUCAUGGACCACAGAAAGCGCCAUCAGCUCUGAGUCCAUCCUCAGCUCCAUGUGCAUGAAUGGCGGGGACGAGAAGCCCUUUGCAUGCCCGGUCCCAGGCUGCAAGAAGAGAUACAAGAACGUGAACGGCAUCAAGUACCACGCCAAGAACGGCCACCGCACACAGAUCCGCGUGAGGAAGCCCUUCAAGUGUCGCUGCGGCAAGAGCUACAAGACGUCGCAGGGCCUGAGGCACCACACCAUCAACUUCCACCCGCCCGUCUCCACCGAGAUCCUGCGCAAGAUCCAAGGCUAGAAGCCGCCCACACACACACACACACACACAUACACACUAAAGUGCAUGCUUUAACUUUACUUUUUAUAUCCAUCUUAUAUCACUUGUAUUCUCUAAAGUAUAUCUUUUUAGUAUUUUUAUUGUACAUUUGCACAUUCAUUUAUGCUAUCAUCUGUUUUUUUUUGUUUUGUUUUUUUUACAUUUUUUUUUUACUUGCUUAAGGUGCUAAAAAAGAGAACGAAGCGAGGAGAGGAAGUGAGAUGAAGUCGUUGAUCCAAACGAGGAAGUAAGUUUGGAUCAGCAACUUUUUGUGGUCCAAGUAAGUUAUAUUUGAAAUAGAUCUAUGCUAUAUAAACAGUAGACACAUAUGUAGUUGUGUAUAUAUAAAAAUAUAUAAGCUUAAUCACAAGCAUAUACGUAAAUAGUUACAUUUUAUUUGCAAGCUUUAUUUUUUUAUUUUUGUUUUUGUUUGAGGCGUCAACUAUUUUUCUAAUAGCAGAUGUUGAUAAAAAGGGGGCGCUCCAGGGGUGUCCAAACAUCUUUCCUCCCCCCCAAAAUUGAUUUACCAUUAGUUCAUAAAACACUAUCAGACAAUGUAGCAAAAUAAUUUGAUUAUUCCCCUUUUAUUACAUACAAUUGUAGUAAAUAAAUAAUAAUAAAAAAAUAAGCAAAAGCUAAUAGUGGCUCUUGGGAGUUUGUAAACAAAAUAUUUGAACAACACAAAAAACACAAAUAUUGUAAAAAAAAUAUAUAUUGAAAAUACCCAUCCUAUCAUACCGAUACUACCCUGGUAUCGAUAAUAUAGAUAAUUGGAUUGCAUCAACCACCUCUACUGCCAAGUACCAUGGUUAAGCUUCAUAUUAAGGUUUGUUUCAUACAUUUGUAUUGGUGUACUUAUUUGAUAUACAUCUUUACAAAACGCUGGUCUUCCUGAGUACCAUGAAAUGGAGCUCGCAUACCAGCGGUGGCACUCGUACCACAGUGUGUGAAUACAUUUUUUGGACACCCCUGGUUUAGAAACAGUGAAACGUCUGUUUUUUUCUCCCCCCUAUAUUUACAUCAUUAUGCGCUCCAUUCCGUUUGCCAACAUGAUUCUUUUUGAUAUCCAUGAUGGUUGCCAACAAAACAGCGCUCCACUGCCAAACAUCCAUCGUACCAUGUGCCUAAUUAGGGAGGGGGGGCUACUUUAACUACGACAGGGCGGCCGUGUUUGAGAUGCCACCCUCUUUAAAAAAAAAAAAAAAAAAAAAAAAAAGUACAUUGAAGUACAUUGAAUGUUCUCAUGCAUGCACUCUCAAAGGUGAUUUGUAUUUGAGGGAAAAAAAGAGAUUAGGAGCUACAACCUGUCCUGUGUGUUGUAGACAAGAGCAUUCCAGUGUGAGUGUGUGCAUGAAGAAUGAGUGUUUUUCCAGCAGUAUCCAAGUCAUCAGCCUAGAGUGUUAUUGUGCUGUUUUGUGUGUGUGUGUGUGUGUGUGUCAUGUUCCUGUGCUGGGUCACUCCCAUGCAGGAGGGCCAACAUCAACUUUGUCAUUCAUUGCCUCCUUGGUAAAAAAAAAAAAAAAAAGGAGAAAACACAUGAUCAUUGAAAAAGCAGGAUGGGGAACCUGUGGUCCAUGAGCCAUCUAUGGCACAUGACAGAAUUUGAUCCUCUAAUACUCCAUGCUGUUCUAGAAAUAAAAAUAAUUUCUUUAUAGCUCAUUAGUUCUGCACCCCUGCACUAAGCGCUCAACUAGGAGCAUAUUUGUGUGCACAUUUUGCCAAUUUUCACCAUAUUUAUAAAAUAAUAAAAAGUCCCAUAAGAGAAUCUGACACAAGUCCAAUCAGUGGCCACAACGGCAGUAUUACACGUGAAGAGGAUGAGGGAGGGUCCAAUAUUUACCAUGUACAGUGAAUGUAUCGUAAAAUGUCUUCUGUUGUUGUCAAGUGCUUUUAAAUUAUAUUUUCGUAUGUAACGUGGAAAUAAGUGUUUUGUAUUGGGGACGGGGAGGGGGCGGGGCUUACUGUCUUUCUAUAUAAAAACGAAAAGCUGCUUCAAUGUAAACAGGUGACGCAAAAUAAAGAUCAAAACUGUUGGAUAAGCUUCUUUAUUCAUAAAGAUAUUUUUGACAGUCACACUUAUACUCUCACACGCACACAGACACACACACACGUAGGCCUUGUGAUUGAGUGUGCAAUUUGUAAAGCCUGAAUAAAUAACACGGUCAGAAUAAAGCAGUGAUUAUGUGACAAUGUAGGUACACAUACAUUCAUUCGUGAGCUUUAAUGUGUCUACACACACACCACUUUUUAUGGAGUAUGGUCAUACUUGACUCAAAGUGUCUUCCGAUCACCUCAACAUAAAGCAGAAAGUGCA